This is a messenger RNA of Lepus europaeus (European hare), 1160 nucleotides long. It is a transcript of the gene IMMP1L, whose product is annotated as inner mitochondrial membrane peptidase subunit 1. Gene Ontology annotation, cellular component: membrane; mitochondrial inner membrane peptidase complex. Lineage: Eukaryota; Metazoa; Chordata; Mammalia; Lagomorpha; Leporidae. The transcript has 8 exons. The record is from RefSeq and is a predicted model, not a curated record. Gene Ontology annotation, molecular function: serine-type endopeptidase activity. The coding region runs from base 552 to 1052 and encodes 166 amino acids.
AUUUAAUUAUUUAUUUUUUGAAAAUCAGAGCUACAGCAAGAAAGAGGAAGAGACAGAGGGAUCUUCAGAAUGCUAGUUUACUCCUCAGAUGGCCACAACAGCAAGCUGUGGGCCAGUGAUCCUUUUUGAGCUAAUUUUUAUAUUUGGUGUAAGGAAUCCUGAAACCAUGGAUCAAUUACAUAUUCUUUGAGACAUGCUUUAGAUGUUUUUUCUGGAAGCACUGCUACUACCCUAAAAAAUUGAAUGUAUUAUAAAACAGAUCCAUGGUGAAGCGACUUCCAGUCAUUUGGAAAGGAUGGGAUGAAAAGGAACCUUGGUGAUAAUUUUGAUGUCUGCAAGAUUUAGUACCAGUGUAAUGGGAUUAUCGGUAACACCUUCACUGCAGAAAAAGCCACCUGGUGCUAUAACUGGCAGCAACUGAGAACUAAUCCUUUCCCAUCUCUUGGAUGUCAUUCAUGAAGCUCAAAGCGAUUUCUACCCUGCUAACUGUGAUUAAUUUUAUAAACAACAACAAAAAAUCAGGCUGAUGGUGACAGAGUCUACAUGGAACUAUGCUUCGAGGUGUGCUGGGAAAAACCUUUCGACUUGCUGGCUAUACAAUUCAGUAUGGCUGUAUAAUUUAUUGUACUUUUGAAUAUGUUGGUGGUGUUUUUAUGUGUUUUGGACCAUCAAUGGAACCUACAAUUCAAAAUUCAGAUAUUGUCUUUGCAGAAAAUCUUAGUCGACAUUUUUAUGGUAUCCACAGAGGUGACAUUGUGAUUGUAAAAAGCCCAAGUGACCCAAGCUCAAAUAUUUGUAAAAGAGUGAUUGGUUUGGAAGGAGACAAAAUCCUCACUACUAGUCCAUCAGAUUUCUUUAAAAGCCAUAGUUACGUGCCAACAGGUCAUGUUUGGUUAGAAGGUGAUAAUCUACAGAGAUCUACAGAUUCCAGGUACUAUGGACCUAUUCCAUAUGGACUAAUAAGAGGACGAAUCUUAUUUAAGAUUUGGCCUCUGAGUGAUUUUGGAUUUCUACGUGACAGCCCUAAUGGCCACAGAUUUUCUGAUGAUUAGAAAGCAUUUAUUCUUUGACUUUAUAUUGUACCCUCUUCAAGUGAAUUUGUUAUUGCCAUUGAAACCAUAUACUUACCAAUAAACCAUUUACUAUUCAGUUUUAUUUAU